AGCACAAACGGCCAAGGACAACGAGUUACUGGAGCGAAAGGAGUUUCUUCUAAAGUAUCUCGAAAAACACGAGGGCCAUUUGCGGACAGUCAAGGAGCAGAGUAUCCAGCAUCGGCAGAUCUUCCUGAACUACCACCCCAUCUGUCGCUGGGCGAUUAGCUUCUACAAUUUG
Molecule: messenger RNA, 172 nt
Organism: Amoebophrya sp. A25
Lineage: Eukaryota; Dinophyceae; Syndiniales; Amoebophryaceae
Source: the annotation of a GenBank genome assembly